GUUGCAGAGCGCGCGAGCGGUGCUUUAAGGCAACGAGAGGCCUGCGCGAGCGAAGCGGCGUGGAUAACCGAUUAAUGAGGAACGGUUAAUGGUUUUACUUAACACGCUAAUGGUGGUAAAGCUGGCGGACUGAGAGGAAACAACCCGACCUUCAAACUGAGCCAAACUACCAUAUGGAAUCCGCUGUGGGUGUCAGGACCGGGUGCAGAUCCAGUUGGGAGAGGACCUCUCUAUGGUAGCCGCCGCCACGCCUUCUCUGGACCGCUGCUCCUGGCCUGCAGGCCAGCAUGGCGUGCCCCGUCCAGUUCUUCUGCCGGGGGCUUCGCGCCGUUGGAUUAGUCCUCCUUUACUACGUCUUCUCCAUCGGCAUCACCUUCUAUAACAAAUGGCUGAUGAAGGGCUUCCGCUACCCCCUCUUCAUGACGUUAGUUCACCUCGCCAUCAACUUCUGCCUGGCGGCCCUGACGCGGCGGGCCAUGCAGUGCUGGGCGGGGAAACCCCGCAUCCUUCUGAGCUGGAAGGACUACCUCCGUAAAGUGUUUCCCACAUCCUUGGCAACAGCUCUGGAUAUUGGGCUUUCCAACUGGAGCUUCCUCUUCAUCACCAUCAGCUUGUACACCAUGACCAAGUCUUCAUCGGUGCUCUUUAUCCUCUUCUUCUCCCUGGUUUUUAAACUAGAGGAGCCGAACCCGUUCCUGAUCCUGGUGGUCCUGCUGAUCGCCAGCGGUCUGUUCAUGUUUACGUUCGAGUCGGCCCAGUUCAACCUAGAGGGCUUCACCAUGGUGCUGCUGGCCUCCUUCAUUGGGGGGAUCCGCUGGACGCUCACGCAGGUCCUCAUGCAGAAAGCAGAGCUGGGCCUCCAGAACCCGAUAGAUGCUUUGUACCACCUCCUGCCGCUCAUGUUCAUCGGCCUCUUCCCCCUCUUCCUGUACAAUGAAGGGCUCAGCCUCAGUAACUCGGAGAAGCUGUUCCGGGCGACGGAGCUCUCGCCCGUCCUGUACACGCUGCUCACGCUGACCGCCGGCGGGCUGCUGGCCUUCGGCCUCUGCUUCUCCGAGUUCCUGCUCGUGUCGCGGACCUCCAGCCUCACGCUCUCCAUCUCGGGGAUCUUUAAGGAGGUGUGCACUCUGAUUCUGGCAGCCGCUGUGAUGGGAGACCGAAUGAGCGUCUUCAACUGGCUGGGCUUCUCCGUCUGCCUGAGCGGCAUCUCGCUGCACGUCGGACUCAAGGUGUACGCUUCCAAAAACAAGAGUCCGUCUCUACGGCAGCUCAAGAGCACCGAGCUGGAGUUCCCGUUGCUGCGGCACGGCAGAGACGACGGGCGAGACUCGGCAGCCGAGUUCGACAACGACGAAGACGAGGAGCAGGAAAUCACUCUGCACUGAAGACACGCCGGCACCCCUCACACCUGGGCCUUCAGCCUCAUCCCAGAACCAUGAAGGAGGUGCGUCAAGUAGCAAUUAUUACCAUUAUCAAAAACGUCUGCAGGUAAUUUUCUUGAUUACGAAUGAAGUAAAGACACAACUACCACACGUCACAAUGCUCUAACCCCUGAGUUCAGGUGUGUCUCAAAACCCAAAGAUAAUCAGGUACUCUCCUUUAGAGAGAGAACGCUCACAUGUUUAUAGAAGCUGCCACAUUUCAGACGCUUUUGUCCUCAAAAGACACAUUUAUUAUCAAAUGAAUUGCUGGUUGAAUUGUAAUGUCCAACUAAAAAUGAAUGAAUGGCAGGUUUGAAUAUGUUUUUAUGGUGUUUUUUUGGUUAUUGGGACACACAAUAUAAUGUUGACUCCAGGUUAUUUCAAAAGCUGGUUGUUGUCAGCGUGUUGCAGACUCUGUGACCUGCAAUGAGCUCACAUUGCAGAGCGGUAGCAAAUGAAAUGAUUCAACGGGGUUAUUACGGUCCUACAGCCGCCAAAGAUACAGGACGCCUCGUCCGUUAUUGUCGGGGCGUUUGAUUCAUUGAUGUCGAUAGAAUUUCAACAAUUAAACAAAAUGUUUUUUAAGGAAAGGACCCAGCGAGCUUCAGGAUGGAGACGGUUCACAUAGGAUCUAUUUAUUGUUAUAAGACGUGAUUUUCGCGACGGUGAAGACCUCGAUGUGCCUUGUUCUACGUCAGAGAUGUUCUCUGAAUGCAUCACAAAGGGAUCUGACCGUGGAGCUGAAGUUCUUCAGUUUGAAACCUUUGUCAAAUUUUAUUGUUUUUUUCUUCUGUAUGAAAUGCAGCUCUGUUGAGAAAUAAAGUGAAAAGAAAACAA
Pseudoliparis swirei is the source of this 2258-nucleotide messenger RNA. It is a transcript of the gene slc35h1, whose product is annotated as solute carrier family 35 member C2. Bases 288 to 1385 code for a protein of 365 amino acids. Lineage: Eukaryota; Metazoa; Chordata; Actinopteri; Perciformes; Liparidae. Gene Ontology annotation, molecular function: antiporter activity. Gene Ontology annotation, cellular component: endoplasmic reticulum-Golgi intermediate compartment; Golgi apparatus; cis-Golgi network. Gene Ontology annotation, biological process: UDP-glucose transmembrane transport. The transcript has 11 exons. The record is from RefSeq and is a predicted model, not a curated record.